GUUUUAUCAUCGUUACAGCUAGAACUACUUGUGCUAGGGACUGUGCUAAUUUAUUCAACUGUAUUUCAUCUUUCAUUCAGUCAAAAACACGUAGCUCGUGAAGGCUGUAUAAAAGAAAUGAAAUUUAAGAGCCCCGUAAGAAAACCAUUGGAUUUAUUAAAUAUAGUGAUUAAACCUGGGAAUUUAUGACCAAAACUUUGGUUCGUCUUUUUUUACGAACAGAUGUUGUUCACAGCGUACGUCUGAAAACUUGGUUGAUUUGUGAUUUAAUCAUUUAAUUUUUUAGUUUAUAAACUUAAAAAAAAAGAGAAAAAAAAGAUUAUUUUCAUUGUUUAUGAGGAUUUUACAUAGUUUACAAAAAAUGAGAGGUGGAGCUUUAACACUCGAAUGAACAGAACUACCCGGAUAAAGAUAACAGAAUUGAAUCCGCAUGUAAUUUGCGUGCUCUGUGGUGGAUACUAUAUUAAUGCUACAACGAUAACAGAAUGUUUACAUUCUUUUUGUCGCACGUGCAUUACACGUUACCUAGAAACAAGCAAGUACUGCCCAGUCUGUGAUGUUAUGGUACACAAGACACGCCCACUAGACUAUAUACGAUCAGAUAAAACGCUGCAAGAUCUAGUUUAUAAGUUGGUUCCAGGUCUCUAUAAAAGUGAGAUGAAACGUCGCCGGGAAUAUUAUGCUGUUGUAGAUUCUCCUGGAGUAUCACAGCCUCCUAGUGAGGACAGAGGGGACGAAUUCUUUGACAGAAUAAUUUACACGGAAGAUGAGAAAAUAAGUUUGUCCCUUGAGCUCUGUGCAGAUGGUAUCCCUUUUAAAACCCCGAUCAAUGUACAUGGGCACACAGGGCCUGAAAACAUCCGGAUAAAAGACGUCCGUUAUUUACAAUGUCCAGCUGCGUUCUCGAUAGGUAAUCUAAAGAAGUUUAUCAGGAUGAAGUUUGAUCUAAAAAUGAAAUUCGAGAUUGACAUUUUCCACACGGCCGAGCCUCUACCAGAUUACUAUUCUCUGAUGGAUAUAGCAUACAUUUACACGUGGACGAGGAGGGCUCCGUUAAGACUGUACUACACCGUGUUUGUAAGGACGCUCCCACCCAAAGCUCCGGAUCCAAUAUCACGUGACCAUUCCAAUAAAGUAAACAAUGAAAAACGGGUAACGACUCCCGGCAAAAAUACAAAAGCAGAAGAUAAACAUAUGAACAAGAAAAGGAAACUUCUUGAAGGUCCUGAUGACAUAAGCCCUGAUCUAGAUUUUGAGAAAUGUAAACCGUACAAGGGUGAAAGAAGAAAAGGAUUGGGGACACCAAAGAAACGCCCAAAGAAAAUGUUAGUUGAAGUGAAUGAUUCUGUUAAAGAAGCCAUGUCGGAAUCAGAAGAGCAGUUGGCUAAACUUACACUGGACUGUUCUGGUGAUGUCAGGAAUGGUUUAAGUGAAACAGCAAGUGUAAAUAGUGAUAUAAACACAGAUUGUUCAGAGAAAGAUGUUGAUGUUGAAAAUGACAAAGACGAGUGUGAUUAUGUUGGCAACCAGAAAGAAAAUGUGAAAAAUGUCGUAAAACCGACAGGUAAAAGUAAAAAGGAAGAAAAAUGUGAUACGGAAAUACUUACAAAUAUAAAUAUUGAAACAAACACUCCAACAGAAUGUGAAAAAGGUGAUAAAAAUGGUGCUAUACAAACCGAUAAAGAAACGUCAUCGUCUACACAGUCGAGUGCUCAAGUUAGCCCAGGCUCUGGGUCAAUAUCUUUGUCCCUGUUCCAGCCAUUAAACCAAGUUAGGAUCGAGCCUACAACUGAAAAAGAUGAUAAAACCAGUGAUAAAAAGAAAGACAAAACGUUUGAUUUCCAGUCUGAAGAAUCCGGUUUUGUGAAAAAGGCUAGAGGCAGACCGAAAGGAAGCAAGAAUAAAUCUGCCAUUGAGAAAACAGGAAAUGUUAAAACUGUUGAGAACAAAGAUGAUAAUGAAAUAAAAAAUAGUUUAGUUGUGUCUAAAACCCAUCCAGGAUUAAAGUCCCCGAAAGGAAACAAAACCCCGAAAAAAGCUGACACGAAAGCUGACACUCCGAAUAAAAAAGGCAUAGUUAAAGCAAAUACGAAUGUUGACAGUGACAAAGUGGCCUUAACUAAGAACAAAUCAGGAAAUGGCGAGAAAGUGAAACGAAAGUAUGUACGGAAGAACAAAGCAGAAAAUUCCAAUGAAAACUGUAGAGAAGUUAAACGUCAAAAGAAAGAAGACAUUAAAGUUGAAGAAUGUAAAGAUCUAGAAAAUGGAACUGCACAACAAAGUGCUGUGAACGAUAGACUUAAGGAAGACAACACAAGUGAUAACAUUGACCAAGUCAAUAACACUGGAAUCGACAACUUAAAGGAGAACACAAAAACAGAAGUACCCAUGAAACAGGCUGAAGGAGAUAUGGUUAACAUUCAAAAUAAAGUUAAUGGUGCCGUUGAACAGGAAAAGCAGGCAUCAGUUAAUUCUAGUUCUCUGCAAGAACCUGUAACACCAUUAUAUGGAGAAACUCCGAAAGUAAAUGAAUCUAACCAAGGAUUACCGUGUUCUCCAAACAUGGAUAGUUUUGGAGAUGGUGGAAGAUUAGUUAUUGACACAAGUGUAGAAAAUGAAGACAAUGAUGGUGCUAAUACUAAAGAUACAAGUGAUAAUAAUGUUGUAAAAGGCAACAAUGCUCAUUCAAAUGGUGCUAUUAGUGAAAAUAUUAAUGUGAAAAGUGCUGAUAUGGUUUCAAAUCGUGCCGUGUCUAAGGAAACUUUCAGAGGUGGAUAUGGAAUAUAUGACAGCAACCAAGGUUUGAAUUAUUCUACUGAUAACUCAGAUAUACCAAAUGCGCACAUGGACCAAUAUAGAAACGCUAUCAAUGUGUUAUCACCCGCAAAUGCAUUAACUAUUUUAGGUAGUUUUUCUCCCCCGCCUAUGAACGCGCAUUUGCACAUGGGUCACUUGACCGGAAGUAGUUUCUCGUCACAUGAUCAGAGCUUUGACCAACCGCUUGAUCUCACAAACAAUGGAACACGAGAUGAGUACACCAAAGGGAAAAUAUUCAAAACUAAAAUGUUAAAAAAAUCGUACCCGAAACAGGAAACAGUGCAAUCCUUGAAGGAAAAGAGUUCUAGCUCAGUACAUCAAAUUUCAAACUAGCAGUUUUGGACAACAGAAUGACUAUGGCAAUUUAUCUUAUACUUCUGAAAGAAAUCUGAACAAGUUGCACUCUCCACCCAUUAUAUUGAAUAAAUAAGUAUGGAUACCAUGACAAUCUUUAAUCAAUUUUAAAACUUUAUAUGCAUAACAACAUGUACAACACUUUUAUAAAUAUUAUAAGUUUACGAAAGCCUUUUUAUAGUUACAGUGAAAGAUACAACUUCAAGACGGUGAACAUUUUGUUAAGAUGUCAGACGUCAUAUAAAUUUUCACUGUCUUUUUUAUUGAAAUUUUAUUUUGUUAUUUUUUCAUGUGUGCUGAUGUUAUUUUCUUUAUUGCAACAUGCAAAAAUUGGUUGAAAGAAUGCUCUUAGCAACACAACGAAUGGAGUAAACGCAAGUAAUUCUUAUCUUAGAUGGUCAUUGUAUAAAUAUGAAACUGUUAAGUAUAUAAGUUGUUGUUAAUCGAAUAUCAUGCCUGUAAUUUAGUUAAACAAGAUUAAGGUAUUACUGUAAUUAAGCAAAACAAGACUUGCCCAUCUUUGAAUCUGGACAAACCUUUUUUUUUAGGAAAAAAAAUGAAGUGAGUGUGUAGGAAAUAGUGCAGACCAUGAUCAGAUGACAUACAUGUACUGGCUGAUAUCGUCUGCACUGGUGGUAUGGGCAGAUUCUGUAGCCGCUAGCUGACUAAAUGAGCCGCGUCACGACAAAACCAACAUAGUG
Molecule: messenger RNA, 3872 nt
Organism: Ruditapes philippinarum (Manila clam)
Lineage: Eukaryota; Metazoa; Mollusca; Bivalvia; Venerida; Veneridae
Exons: 11
Coding region: 388-3150 (920 amino acids)
Biological process (GO): negative regulation of transcription by RNA polymerase II
Cellular component (GO): PRC1 complex
Molecular function (GO): promoter-specific chromatin binding
Source: RefSeq, a predicted model, not a curated record